Rhinichthys klamathensis goyatoka is the source of this 1764-nucleotide messenger RNA. It is a transcript of the gene spryd3, whose product is annotated as SPRY domain containing 3. The record is from RefSeq and is a predicted model, not a curated record. Bases 155 to 1405 code for a protein of 416 amino acids. Gene Ontology annotation, molecular function: protein binding. The transcript has 11 exons. Lineage: Eukaryota; Metazoa; Chordata; Actinopteri; Cypriniformes; Leuciscidae.
UCAUUCCUCCACUGACGCCAUCCAGGAAGAAUCGCUCUCACUUCUGCGAAGUUUGUCAGGUAGCUUAGCUAAUGGAGUCGAUAGCUAAAAGUAAACACAAGUGGCCUUAGAAUGUUAUAACGUCUUACCUACUGAUGUACAUAAGCCCUCUGAGAUGGAUGACAUCAAUUUACACUACAGAUUUCUGAACUGGCGGCGCAGGAUCAGAGAAAUCAGGGAAGUCCGCGCUGUUCGUUAUCAAGAGCGAUCCAAACGAAUGUUGAAGAAUGGAGACACGCUAAGUUACCAAGGAAACUCUGAUGAAGUUGGCUGCUACGUGGCUCCACGCCCCUUAUCAAAAGGAAACUGUUACUUCGAGGUGACCAUUAUGGAUACUGGAGUGAGAGGGACAAUUGCUGUCGGGCUGGUUCCUCAAUAUUACAAACUUGACCAUCAGCCCGGCUGGCUUCCGCACUCAAUUGCUUACCAUGCUGAUGAUGGGAAGCUGUACAACGGCAACUCUGUCGGUCAGCAGUUCGGUCCUAAAUGUAACCGGGGGGACCGAAUCGGUUGCGGAAUCUAUGCAGACACUUUUGAUGCUGGACUGAUCACUGUGUUCUUCACAAAGAAUGGCAAGGAGGUGGGGUCAGUGGUGGUGCCGGUGGCUCCAGAUGGGCUUUUCCCUGCCAUUGGCAUGCACUCCCUCGGCGAAGAGGUACGGUUGGACCUGCAGGCGGAAUGGGGUUCAGAGGAGGAGGACAGCGUCAUGAUGGUGGACAGCCAUGAGGAUGAAUGGGCACGCCUGUAUGAUGUCAGAGUCAGCGGCACGCUUCUGGAAUAUGUUGGGAAAGGGAAGAGCAUCAUGGACGUGGGUCUGGCCCAGGCCCGGCAGCCCCUCACAACACGAAGUCACUACUUUGAAGUGGAGAUUGUGGAUUCUGGAGAGAAGUGCUACAUCGCCCUGGGCCUGGCAAGAAGAGAUUACCCAAAGAACAGGCAUCCGGGCUGGAGUCGAGGCUCUGUUGCAUAUCACGCAGAUGAUGGGAAGAUCUUCCAUGGAAGUGGAGUAGGUGACCAGUUUGGCCCUCGCUGUUUCGAAGGGGACAUCAUGGGCUGUGGAAUUAUGUUUCCUCGCGACUACGUGCUGGACUAUGAAGAUGAAAUUGACGACUGGGAUGCUGCUGAUGUACGACCAAAGCAGGGGCGUGUCGAAAACUUACUGUAUUUGAAUGAUGAAGAUGAGGAAGAGGGAGAUGACCCAGAACAAGAACAUGAGGGCCGGAAAGUUAUGGUGUUCUUCACCCGGAACGGCAAGAUAAUCGGCAGGAGGGAGGUGGUGGUCCCGGUCGGAGGGUUCUACCCCACUAUCGGGAUGCUCAGCAGCGGGGAAAAGGUGAAGGUGGACCUCCAUCCACUCAGCGGAUAAUAAACCAGGAACUUCGCACAUCAGCCAGACUGGCCCACAAAAGAGCUAGAAACUUAUGCUGAGAUUUCUGUUAUUUCUUUAUCUCUGAAGGCACUUCAAAAAAGUUUAACCUGUCUAACACGUUCACUCCAGUGCAUGUCUCACGGUAGAGCAUAUCUACAGCGUUCACCUCGGCUUAAAAACGGUUUACCGUGAAGCCACAAAUGUUUAAUAUUAGGCCUCAAAAGAACUGUUUAAAACGUGACCGAAAUAAUAUUGUACGAAGAUACAUUUAGUUUAUUAAAAAUGCAUAGAAAAUAUGGAAUUCUAUAUUUUUAAUGUACUUGUACAUAUGGAAAUGUAUGUAUUGGCUGCUACAC